Molecule: messenger RNA, 729 nt
Organism: Arctia plantaginis
Lineage: Eukaryota; Metazoa; Arthropoda; Insecta; Lepidoptera; Erebidae
Source: the annotation of a GenBank genome assembly
AUGAGAACUAGUCUAUUCGUGCUUGGCCUGUUGGCCGUCGUUGCCCUCAGCUCCGCUAGGGAGCUCCGGGAAAAACGAGACGCUGAUCUCGAGCCCGCCGCUUCCCAUCACGGAGGUAAGUGGGACAAGGGAGGCGGUCAUGAACAUCAUGGGCACCAUCACCAUGACCACGGCGGUGAACACCAUAAGGGACACAAAGGACACCAUGAGCACCAUCACGGUAAACACGGCCACCAUCAUCACGAAGGACACAAAGGACAUCACGGUGAACACGGCGGUCAUAAGAAACAUCAUCAUCACGACGAAGGCUAUGAUCAUCAUCACCAUCACGGCGAGAAAGGUGACCACGGUCACGGUCAUGAAGAACAUGGUCACUGGCAUAAAGGCCACGACACGAAAGGACAUCAUGGCAUUGACAAACACGACGAAUUCAAGAAAGACAAACAUUUCCAUGAUCAUCAUGGGAAGAAAGGGCAUCAUGAACAUUACGGUGGUCAUCAUCAUGAGGGCGAACACAAGAAGGGCGGUCACUUCCACCACGGUCACAAACACGGCGGACAUCACGAGCACCACCAUGGCAAGAAGGGACACCAUGAACAUGGCGGUCACCACCAUCACCACAAGGGGCAUCAUGGCGAUGGAGGCCACCAUGAGCAUCACCAUCAUCAUCAUGACCAUGGCAAAAAGGGUGGUCAUGAGGACCAUAAGUCUUGGCAUCAUAAAGGCUAA